Pestalotiopsis fici W106-1 is the source of this 1164-nucleotide messenger RNA. RefSeq lists its product as uncharacterized. Lineage: Eukaryota; Fungi; Ascomycota; Sordariomycetes; Amphisphaeriales; Sporocadaceae. Bases 1 to 1164 code for a protein of 387 amino acids. The transcript has 5 exons. The record is from RefSeq and is a predicted model, not a curated record.
AUGUUCUUCCAAACAUUUCUGGCAAGCAUCGUGCUCGUUGGGGCUACUUGGGGCUACACAGUCGACCCCCCAACGGCGGCAUCUUCUGACACGAUUCAAGACUGUACACUUUGGAUGAUUGCUUCAACAGGCGACACUUGCCAAGGGAUAUCCAACACGUAUGGACUUGAGCUUUCGCAACUGUUCACAUAUAACCCUUCGCUUGCAAGUGCCUGCGCCAUUGUAGUUGGUCAAUCCUACUGUGUUGAACAGAAUUGGGGCGUACCACCGGAAACUCCAACCACAUCGAAAACAACAACCACUGCUGCCCCUACAACUACUGGCAAUGGCGUAUCCACGCCAACACCAACAAUGGGCGGCUUGACCAGCAACUGCAACAAGUUCUACUUUGUUCCCAAGGGCAGCUCCUGCAAAGCAGUCCUGGAUACCAAUGGCAUUACCAUUGCGCAGCUCUAUGCCUGGAACACUGAUGUGUUGGCAGACUGUACAGGCCUAUGGGCCGAGGUGUAUGUUUGCGUCGGCAUCAUAGGAGAGACUACAACUCCAAAUCCGACCACAUCGGCCACAACGACCACGACCACGACCCCCGGCAACGGCGUCACCACGCCCACUCCCACGCAGCCGGGUAUGGUGAGCAACUGCCAAAAGUUUUAUUUUGUGAGCCCGGGAACUUCCUGCAGCGCCGUACUCGCGGCAAACUCCAUCACGCUCGCAGACCUCUACGCCUAUAACUCGGGCGUGGGUGCAGACUGCUCAGGCAUGUGGGCGUCCGUCUAUGUUUGUGUUGGAGUCAUCGGAGGAGGGCAAGUGACGACGACUUCAACAACAACGAGUAUUCCUCCUACCACCACCACUACACCCGGGAACGGUGUCUCAACACCAACGCCGACCCAGCCAGGCAUGGUGAGCAACUGUGACAAGUUCUUUUUUGUCCAGCCUGGCACAAGCUGCAGUGCCGUGCUCAGUUCUACAGGUCUUACGCUGGCCCAGCUGUACGCGCUCAACUCUGGUGUGGGCGCAGACUGCUCGGUCGUCUCGGGUGACACAUGCAGUGUCGUUUCAACUAAGACCGGGGUAUCUACUGCCAACAUUAUUGCCUGGAAUCCCCAAGCUGGUUCUACUUGCAACAUAUGGCUCGGUUAUUAUAUCUGUGUCGGUAUCUAG